UAUAUCAGACCCACUAAAUGCCACUUAGAAACGUUAAAACGUUCAAUUAAAUGCCAUGUGUUGCCGUCACAUAGCUUGAUUCAAGUAAACACAAGAAGGAACUUUUCCAAAAACCUUCCCAGCGUUCGGAGCAUGCUUGGUCCCACGGGAAUAUCGCGGCAGCGCACAUCCGUUAUUUUUCCGUGAAAGCGGGCUCUCUCUAGCUAGGAGAAGCUCUGACCUCUUUGCCUUGGAUAUGGGACGUCUAACGAUGCGACUAUUGAUUUUUGUCUGGUUAAUAUUUCCUUGUCAUGGAGCCGAAAGAAUAAAACAUAGAGGGCUACGUCAGAAGGAUACCGAAUACAUGGAAAAAUGCACUGGGGGACACACAGGCAAACAGAACUGCACCAGACAUUCAGCUGAGAUCCAGUCUACACAUAACAUGUACCCCAGUUGCCUGCAGGGGCCACCAGGUACCCCGGGUCGAGAAGGCAACCCAGGCACGAACGGCAUCCCAGGAACGCCCGGCGUCCCCGGACGAGACGGGGCCAAGGGGGAGAAGGGCGAGUGCAUGAGUGAGAUAUUUGAGGAGCCCUGGAGGCCCAACUACAAGCAGUGCGCCUGGAACGCCCUCAACUACGGCAUCGACCUGGGCAAGAUCACGGAGUGCACGUUCACCAAGCUGCGUUCAGACAGCGCCCUGCGGGUGAUCUUCAGCGGGUCGCUCAGGCUCAAGUGCAAGACGGCCUGCUGCCAGCGCUGGUACUUUACCUUCAACGGGGCAGAAUGUUCCGGGCCGCUGCCCAUCGAGUCCAUCGUCUACCUGGACCAGGGCAGCCCAGAAUUCAACUCUACCAUCAACAUCCACCGCACCACAUCAGUGGAAGGCCUGUGUGAGGGCAUCCGCGCCGGGCUGGUCGACGUCGCCAUCUGGGUGGGCACCUGCGGCGACUAUCCCCACGGCGACGCCUCCACCGGCUGGAAUUCCGUCUCCAGGAUGAUCAUCGAGGAGCUACCUAAAUGACCUCUGAUCUCUUCCCCAAGCAGAUUUCAAUGUCAGUAGUGUUUCCCUGGAUUUUUUGCUGGACAGGGCAUGGUAAGCAGGGUCUAGCACGCCAUUACUGGAGAAGGAGUCUGAAGUCCUCCUCUCUCAUAGUAAAGUACUUCAGAAAAAUUAGCAUUUGCUCUCCUAAACUUUAAAAAUGUACUGUAGGCCUUUAUUAAAUGGUCAACUUUCA
Molecule: messenger RNA, 1217 nt
Organism: Electrophorus electricus (electric eel)
Lineage: Eukaryota; Metazoa; Chordata; Actinopteri; Gymnotiformes; Gymnotidae
Gene: cthrc1b
Product: collagen triple helix repeat containing 1b
Source: RefSeq, a predicted model, not a curated record